This is a messenger RNA of Coffea eugenioides, 1296 nucleotides long. Its product is annotated as disease resistance protein RPM1-like. Gene Ontology annotation, molecular function: ADP binding. Lineage: Eukaryota; Viridiplantae; Streptophyta; Magnoliopsida; Gentianales; Rubiaceae. The coding region runs from base 1 to 1296 and encodes 431 amino acids. The transcript has a single exon. The record is from RefSeq and is a predicted model, not a curated record. Gene Ontology annotation, biological process: defense response to other organism.
AUGGCAGAGAGUGUUGUAGGCUUUUUGAUUAACCAGUUCUCAACCUUACUUGCCCAAGAGACCACACUUUUGGGGCGGCUUAAACCAGAUGUUCAAUUUAUCAAAGAUGAACUCAGCAGUAUGAAAGCUUUCCUCAGAGAAGCUGAAGCAAAGGAAGACAAUGAUUCUCAACUCCAAGAAUGGGUAAAGCAGGUUCGAGAAGUUGCUUAUGAUACAGAGGACGUUCUCGAUGAUUUUACCUUCCGCUUUGAUCAUGGUUGUGCGGACGGAUUCUGUGGCCAGGUUGAAAAGAUCUAUAACUCAAUAAAGAAUCUGAAAGCUAGCCAUCGAAUUUCUUUGGAGAUAAAAGACAUCAAGGCCAGAGUUGGAGAGAUUUCAGCAAGGCAUCAGAGGUACCAGUCCCUAUAUGGUACUCAAGAAAGAGCCUUCAGCACUUCUCGUCAGGCGAAUGCAGAUUUUGACAUUCGUGCUCACUCACUCUUCAUUGAAGAACCUCAACUUGUUGGGAUUGACAAGCCAAAAGCAGAUCUCAUCUCAAAAAUCCUUGAUGAUCAUUCCCAAUUGAAAGUAGUUUCGGUUGUGGGAAUGGGAGGGCUCGGGAAGACUACCCUAGUGAAAAAAGUCUAUGAUGACACUGCAGUGAAGAAACAAUUUCAAAGCCAUGCCUGGAUAACUGUUUCUCAAAAUUUUCAGUUCAAUAUCAUCAUCAAGGACCUGAUCCAACAAUUGUACAACGAAAUCAAACAACCAAUCCCUCCCCAAGUGGAAUCCAUGAAUGUUAUUAUGCUGAGUGAAUGUGUCAAAGACUUCCUCCGAGAAAGAAGGUACAUCCUUGUCCUUGAUGAUAUGUGGAGUAUAGAUGCUUGGGAAGCUAUCAAAUGUGUAUUGCCUGACUGCAAUACUGCUAGUAGUGUUGUAUUGACAACACAAAUAGCUGAUGUGGCUUCUGCAUCUUGUUUAGGAUCACUUGACUUCGUCUAUAAGAUGAAGCCUCUUUCUGAUAAAGAGUCUUGGACACUUUUUUGCAAUAGAACAUUUCAGAGCAAUGACUGUCCUCCAAAUCUAGAAGAAGUUUCUAAAAAAAUAAUGAAAAAAUGUGAGGGCUUACCUCUUGCAAUUGUUGCAAUGGGUGGUCUUUUGGCUUUGAAGGAUAAGGGAAAGACAGAUGAAUGGGAGAUAAUUCUUCGUGGCUUUGGUAGCGAAGCAGAUGGUAGUGGUAAGUUUGACAAAAUUAGAAAGGUACUCUUCCUUAGCUACAAUGAUUUGCCUCACAAUCUCAAAAGCUGCCUAUUAUAG